Molecule: messenger RNA, 591 nt
Organism: Botrytis deweyae
Lineage: Eukaryota; Fungi; Ascomycota; Leotiomycetes; Helotiales; Sclerotiniaceae
Exons: 1
Coding region: 1-591 (196 amino acids)
Source: RefSeq, a predicted model, not a curated record
AUGUCUACAUACCCUAGACUCAGGCCUGAUCUCCAACAAACAGAAGCGUCUUCUUCCCAAGAAACCCCAAACUAUCUCUAUCUCUGCGUCUUGGAAAGAGAGAACGCCCGCCCCUUCGAAUUUGACUUCACUUUAGCUACCGGUAACGCUCUUGACAUCGGAUCUCUCACCAGACAUGAUUUGGUGGGUAUAUAUCGUUGCGUCGCAGCAGAAGAAUCUGUACAAAUAGGCCUAUGUUACCACCAAAGUCGUCUCCGCCACUCAAGCCAGAAAGUCCUCACCAUGAUCCAAAUCGCCAAAGUCAAAAACCAAGCUAUGUUAUGCGAGAUUCUUCGCCUGUGUCAACCCGCAGUCGAUAUACUUCAUGUGACCAACUGGUAUUUACGGGUUUUAAACACACUUGUUAGGGAGAAUGAAACUUUGAGGAUCCUUGAUAUUUCCUGGGACUUUAGUCUCGCUUGGUUAGAUGAUGCGGCGCAGAGGUUUACACGCGCUAGUAUCUUGGAAGGAAAGAUCGUGGAGGGGUUCGGAAAUGAGCUUGCAGAUAGUGUGCAAAUUCCGGUGUUUGAUAUGGCGAGUUGUUGGAAAUGA